AUGCCUUCCAAGGACUUUACGGUUCUGAUCGCCGGCGGCGGGAUAGCUGGCUUGACGCUGGCGAACCUGCUCGAGCGCGUGGGGAUCAACUAUCUCAUUCUCGAGGGGUAUCGAGAGAUGGCCCCCCAGGUGGGCGCAAGUAUCGGCAUUUUGCCCAAUGGUUCUCGUGUUCUCGACCAGAUUGGACUCUACGAUGAGAUCAGGAAACUCAUCGAUGAGCCUCUUUACAAGAUGUCUCUUCGCGACUCCAAGGGCAACCCGACGAGUGAGUACUGUGGCGUAGGCCAGCAGAUCAAGCAGCGACACGGCUACGAAGUUGUCUUCGUGGAUCGUCAAAUGAUUCUGGAAGUGUUGUGGAAGAAUCUGAAGAACAAGGACAGGAUCCUUGUCAGUAAGAAGGUUAUGCAAGUCUCCAUCGAGCCGUCCAAGGUGAGAGUCGAGACAAGCGACGGCCAGUCCUACUCGGGCGACAUCUUGAUCGGCGCCGAUGGCAUCCACAGCAAAGUCAGAAGCGAGAUGUGGCGGCUCGCGGAUAGCCUGGAGCCCGGAAGGGUAGAAUGCCUGCCGACGGUUUACAAGUGCAUCUUUGGCAUUUCCAUCAUCAAGAACUGGGAGAACGGCACGGUGCAAACCAACUUCAACAAGCACUUCUCAUACCUCGUAAUUGCCGGCCCUUCCAACAGGGUCUACUGGUUCCUUUUCGUCAACAUGGGCUACACUCACUACGGCCCCGAUCUCCCCCACUACACCAAGGAAGACGAGGCCAAGUUGGUCAAGGAGCAUCAAGAGGACAAGAUUAAUGAGAACUUCACCUUCAGAGAUCUGUACGCUGCCAAGAUCUCUUCACUUUUGACCCCACUGCCGGAGUACGUCUUCAAGAAGUGGCACUUCAACCGCAUCAUGACCAUUGGCGACGCCGCACACAAGUUGGAACCAAUUGCCGGACAAGGAGGCAACAGCGCCAUCGAAACGGCCGCAGUGCUGGUAAACAACCUUACAGAAGCCCUCAAGCAAAACCCAUCAGGCGUCACGACGGAGCAAAUCCACAAUGUCUUCCUAGAGACCCAGAAGAAGCGAGAACCGCGCGUCUGGCCCCUUGUUCACAAUUCGCACAAGGAACAGCGUUUCGCCGCCAUGGAAAGCCCUUUCUUGGAGUUCGCCGGUCGCUACCUCGUCCCAAGCUUGUCUAUCGAUGAGAAGGAAGGGCCCUGGAGCACAAACUUCGAGCCGGGUCACAAGCUCGACUUCUUGGACGUCCCGAAGAGGCCACGUGCGCUACCGUACCUUGACGAGCUUCCGAGCCAGAGACUCGACUCCUCUUUGCUACCUAAGCUUGUGGUAGGAGCUGUUCUUGCAGGCCUCUUGUUCCUCGCGCAGCAAGUUCUCGUCAUCGCUCCCGAGGCGGCGAGUGGUGCCAGCUUUGUGGGGAAGCCUUUGAAGACGGAGUACACCGGCAAUACCGCGAUCGAUUCUGUUCUCUCACUCCUCUCCUGGGCCUUCUCCGAGGCGACCUCUGGCCCUGACCCGAACACGAGGCUUCAAUGCCUCUACUUCUUGAUCAAUCUCGCGCCCGUCAUUUACAUCUGGACGAUCGAAGGUUAUCGCAAUGGCAACCAGCUCUCUCUCGUAUCUUGGCCAUCUCUCUUCACAGUAUACCAGCUAGUUGGUAUCGGCAAUAUUGCACCGCUCUACUUCCUCAUCAGUCUGCAUACGACCAGCAGCGAAGUCUACACUCGUCCCACAGGCCGACCAAUCCCAUCAACUGUGGCGAAGGCGCUGGUUCCAGCCCUCUGUCUCGGAUACAUCAUUCCUACCGCCCUCAUGUUCAUCCAGUAUGGUGACUCCGUAGCCCAACAAAACGCUAUCGCCUUUUGGCAGCCCUCUCCCGUCUACGUCUCGAUUCUGACCUGGCUCUUCUCCGGCAUUCUUUCGGUCGCCUCGCCUAUCAAGGCACUGGACUGGGAAAUCUUCGAAAAGAAGGACCAGAGCGCGCUUCAGACCGGAUACACACUCACGUUCGCCGUCACCGCUAUCACACAUAUCUGCGCUCUCGUGUACGCUGGCUUCAAACCCUCCGUGUCCCUCUUUGAGACCUUUUUCGACCUGCCGAGCAUUGCGUCCAUGGGCCUGGGGCUCAACAUCGGUGGAUUCUGGAAGUACGACAUGCUCCUCUGUUUCGGUGCGGUUGCGGUCUGGUGCCUGUACACUGUCUUUGAACUCCGUAGGUUAGGAUACGUGACGACAAAGGUCGCGAUUAGGGCUGCGGCGGCCACUUUGAUGGGUCAGGCAUUAGUCGGUCCGGGAGCUACCUAUGCAGGACUUUGGGCAUGGAGAGAAAACGUCAUUGCAGGACUGAUGAUUGAGUAA
Molecule: messenger RNA, 2367 nt
Organism: Colletotrichum lupini
Lineage: Eukaryota; Fungi; Ascomycota; Sordariomycetes; Glomerellales; Glomerellaceae
Product: FAD binding domain-containing protein
Exons: 4
Coding region: 1-2367 (788 amino acids)
Molecular function (GO): FAD binding
Source: RefSeq, a predicted model, not a curated record